GCUCUGGGGCGGGGCUGCCUGGAGGUCGCGGAGGGACAGACGGACCUCGCCGGGAUGGGGGGUGUGGCUGCUCCGCCAGGGUCCUGUGUGUGGGACGGCUGCACCGCGACCACCGGUGCCCUGGGCCCCUCCGCCUUCUGCUAGAGAUGCUCUUCCUCUCGUUUCAUGCAGGCUCCUGGGAAAGCUGGUGCUGCUGCUGCUGCCUGAUUCCAGGCGACAGACCUUGGGACCGGGGCCGGAGUUGGCGGCUGGAGAUGGCGGACACGAGAUCCGUGCACGAAACCCGGUUUGAGGCGGCGGUGAAGGUGAUCCAGAGUUUGCCGAAAAAUGGUUCAUUCCAGCCAACAAAUGAAAUGAUGCUCAAGUUCUAUAGCUUCUAUAAGCAGGCAACUGAAGGACCUUGUAAACUGUCAAAGCCUGGCUUCUGGGAUCCUGUUGGAAGAUACAAAUGGGAUGCAUGGAGUUCUCUGGGUGAUAUGACCAAAGAGGAAGCCAUGAUUGCUUAUGUUGAAGAAAUGAAAAAGAUUCUCGAAACUAUGCCGAUGACUGAAAAAGUUGAAGAAUUGCUACAUGUCAUUGGUCCAUUUUAUGAAAUUGUAGAAGACAAGAAAAGUGGCAGAAGUUCUGAUUUAACCUCAGUCCGACUGGAGAAAAUCUCUAAAUGCUUAGAAGAUCUUGGUAAUGUUCUAGCUUCUACUCCAAAUGCCAAAACUGUUAAUGGUAAAGCUGAAAGCAGUGAUAGUGGAGCUGAAUCUGAGGAAGAAGAGGCCCAAGAAGACACGAAAGGACCAGAACAACGUGAUAGCGAUAAGAAAAUGAUGAAGAAAUCUGCAGACCAUAAGAAUUUGGAAAUCAUUGUCACUAAUGGCUAUGAUAAAGACAGCUUUGUGCAGGGCGUACAGAACAGCAUUCAUGCCGGUCCUUCCCUGAAUGGCCGAUGCACUGAGGAAGUAAAAUCUGUAGAUGAAAACUUGGAGCAGACUGGAAAAACUGUUGUCUGCGUUCACCAAGAUGUAAAUGAUGAUCAUGUUGAAGAUAUUUCAGGAAUUCAGCAUUUGACAAGUGAUUCAGACAGUGAAGUUUACUGUGAUUCCAUGGAGCAAUUUGGGCAAGAAGAGUCUUUAGACGGCUUUAUAUCAAACAACGGACCAUUUUCCUAUUACUUGGGUGGUAAUCCCAGUCAACCGUUGGAAAGUUCUGGCUUUCCUGAAGAUGUUCAAGUACUUCCUGGGGACGGUAGCACUGGGGACAUGCAGGUAGCAGCAGUUGAAGGCAAAGGUGAAGUAAAGCGCGGGGGAGAGGACGGCGGGAGUAACAGUGGCGCCCCGCACCGCGAGAAACGGGCUGGAGAAAGUGAGGAAUUCUCUAACAUUAGGAGAGGGAGAGGGCACAGGAUGCAGCAUUUGAGCGAAGGAAGCAAGGGUCAGCAAGUGGGAAGUGGAGGUGAUGGGGAACGCUGGGGUUCGGACAGAGGCUCAAGGGGCAGCCUGAACGAGCAGAUCGCGCUUGUGCUCAUGCGCCUGCAGGAGGACAUGCAGAACGUCCUCCAGAGACUCCACAAACUGGAGAUGCUGGCGGCAUCACAGGCAAAAUCAUCAGCAUUACAGAUCAGUAAUCAGCCCACUUCACCAAGACCAUCUUGGUGGCCCUUCGAGAUGUCUCCUGGUGCAUUAACCUUCGCUAUCAUAUGGCCUUUUAUUGCCCAGUGGUUGGUGCAUUUAUAUUACCAAAGAAGGAGAAGAAAACUGAACUAAAGAAAAUGACGUUUUGUUGAAGAAGUCUACUGGCCCUGGAUAACCUCGGGAUGAUACCGAUUGUGGAGCGCACACGAAAAUCCUAGUUUGUGAUGAUUACAUUUUUGUUGUCUAAUAGUUUGGUUUGUGUACAUAUAUAUACAUAUAUAUAUUUUGCACUACACAAAUGAUAAACAUUUUAAGGACUAAUAUUGCUGAUACUUGAAUAAUCAAUCUCAACUAGGUGAUAAGUAGCAUAGAUUUCCCCUACCCUUGACUUCAAAGGACAUUAAAUUAUUAAUUACUGUUUGGUAACAUGUUUACCUGAUUAUCACCCAUAGAGAAUCAUAAGCUGCUUUUCCCAGGUAUAGUUGUGAUGAUGGUAACAGAUUUAUAACUGGGUAUUUUUAACUUUCUAAAUUAAAUAUGAGAAAGUAUGCAAACCAGGAGUGAAUUUCAACUGAUAAAUCAACCAUCUUUCUAAGUUACUGAACCGCCAUGCAAUUUAGUAGAAAGAGAUUGGAAGGAUCUUCUCCACAUCCACUCUGUGGGCUGCUCAAGAUCCCACUUGGGCAUGCACUGCUCUGACUUCAGUGUUCAGGCAUCACCAUGACAAAGCAGAGCCCUGUGUACUAGGCUUCGUUUUUACAAAUGAUUCACAGAAUAGACCUAACCGGCUAAUGGAAAUGAUGAAGAGUGGGCUUAAAGUAGGUUUGUCAGUGUGUUCUGAGCCUGCAGAUCAUUAAUAAGAUUUGUAUUCAGUUAUAUAUACAUGGAUUUCUUUCUAAUCAUUUUCCUUUAACUGAGAACAUCUUGUUUCUGCUUUAUAGGGUGCUUUGAAAUAUAAAAUGAAAACUUAUUUAUACUGUUUUUACAAAGGUCAAAAGGAAACAUAUGAAAAAUCACUUUUCUGCAACUGGUAUAAACCACACAGACUGGACUCUUAACCUCUUAGUGCCUCAGUUUUUCUUCGGGGUAUAAUAUUGGAGACGUACGUAUUUCUCAAGGGGUGUUGGAAGGAUUUGCAAGCUAGCAGGCCAUAUGCUUCUAUUUGGAUAAGACACACCCAACUAAUGUAAAUUUAAGUGUCUCUCCCCCAGCCCCCACCUAUAGACUAAGAAGAAGACUGUAAUUUAGAUUCUUGAAGGCUUUCUUUGGAAUUAUCCUUCCUAUAUACCUUUUGAAACUCCCUGCUCAUAUAGAUGUACCUUACUUAUACUUCCAAGAUUUCUCUGAUUCAAAGGCUUAGUAUCAAAUGAUUUUUAAAUAUUCUUGGUAUGUGUGAUGUUGGCUUUAGCAUCAUGUGUUCAGAGUGUUUUUGAUAAGAGAGAAAGAAAUCUGUCCCUAGUAUAGAGGGUGGUUCUUUGUUUACCUGAAGAAAAAAGAAUAUGAUUUGCUUUUCUGAAGACUGUUUUUUCCCUUGAUUUUUUCUUACAUGUAACUUGGUGUUUUUUUAAAAAAGUUUUAAUCCCAUAUUGAUUAAAAUGUGUCUAUCUAAAUGGAUCUACUGAUAUUUGCUUUUAAAAAGCUGUCCUCUAUUUAUUCAGGGGAAAAACAUGAAGCCAGUAACUGAAUUAUAUGUAACAAUAAAAUUUAAACCUGUGGAUCUGGAAUUAUUCUAAAAAAUUAGCCCUCUAUCUGGUAUCAGAAAAUAGUGGCUUUUCUCUUAGUAUAUAAGGAAAUAAGAUGCAGAGUAAGAAUGUAAGCAGUUGUGAUUUGUGACAAGCAGUUGGAGGUAACUAGCUCCUAGGGAUAACCAUUUGUAUCCUAUUCCAAAGUCUUAUUUUAUAGUUUGAAAAGCACUUUGCACACUGUUCUUGUAUAUACAAGUAAAGAUGUAAUUACAGGAUGUAGUGUUACUGCUUUGUUUAACAAGAAUCUCAUUUAACAUUUAAGAUGGACAGCUAUGGUAUUUUUUUAAUGAUAAUACUUUUCUGUUUCUUUACUGUAAAACGAAGUUAAAAAUAAAAGGUUAAUGAGAA
Molecule: messenger RNA, 3715 nt
Organism: Dama dama (fallow deer)
Lineage: Eukaryota; Metazoa; Chordata; Mammalia; Artiodactyla; Cervidae
Gene: ACBD5
Product: acyl-CoA binding domain containing 5
Exons: 14
Coding region: 147-1754 (535 amino acids)
Biological process (GO): fatty acid metabolic process; autophagy of peroxisome
Cellular component (GO): peroxisome
Molecular function (GO): fatty-acyl-CoA binding
Source: RefSeq, a predicted model, not a curated record